This is a messenger RNA of Aspergillus chevalieri, 448 nucleotides long. RefSeq lists its product as uncharacterized. Lineage: Eukaryota; Fungi; Ascomycota; Eurotiomycetes; Eurotiales; Aspergillaceae. The transcript has a single exon. The annotation marks the transcript as partial. The record is from RefSeq and is a predicted model, not a curated record.
AUGGACAGCAUCCAACAUCAGAACCAUCCUGUCUCAUCAGAAUACCUGCACCCCUGGACCACAUUCAACGAAGACAUCCAAAGCACUUUACAAUCCCUCGAUCUCAGCAAACCAGCCGGCAAGGCUGAUUCCUCAGAGGGCGAGAAAUAUCUCAUCAGGAACCAGCGUGGCUUAGCAACCCGCUUCGUGCAUUAUGUGUGUGAUCCAGUUGCCAAAGCACUUUCAACUACAUUUUAUCAAUAUCUCGUAUUUGAGAAUGUAGAGGGUGUUCAAUCAUCAGAUGACAGUUUUCUCGGGCUGAUAAAUCAACGCCCAGAGACUGAAGGGAAUGGUUAUGACCAUAACACUCCAGUUGCCGCGGGCGAUGUUAAAAGGUUCUGGAUAUCCAAGCUUGAAAAAUAUCCAGUUAUGGGAAGGUCUAUUGGAUUGUCGUCAGAAUACCCUAUUG